This is a messenger RNA of Osmerus eperlanus (European smelt), 3591 nucleotides long. RefSeq names its product frizzled class receptor 10 (gene fzd10). Lineage: Eukaryota; Metazoa; Chordata; Actinopteri; Osmeriformes; Osmeridae. Gene Ontology annotation, molecular function: Wnt receptor activity; Wnt-protein binding. Bases 984 to 2738 code for a protein of 584 amino acids. Gene Ontology annotation, biological process: canonical Wnt signaling pathway; non-canonical Wnt signaling pathway. Gene Ontology annotation, cellular component: plasma membrane. The record is from RefSeq and is a predicted model, not a curated record. The transcript has a single exon.
GUGAAAAUUGUCAGUUGUGGCAGAGAAAGGGACAUAUCUCGAUUGGUGCGCCUCUGGAUCCCUUUGGUUUUCUUUGGCAACGUUUGGUGCCUGUAAACCUGCGCUGGAACGAGUUACAUGUUCUUUCUACAUUUGGACAAAGUUUUGGUUUGGAAGCGAACAAAUGACCAAAGGAACUUUACUGUGAUCACCCUCUUAAAUGCAGUGAUGGUUCGUCCACAGGCUGUUCCGCGCGAUUUGAACAUAAUCACCGUGUCAGUUUCAUCUUUCUUAUGCAAAGUAGCUGUCUUUGAAGGCGGAUCUUUUGGCAGGUUAGUCCAGGACGGUGGCGAGUACUAGCUCAGACGAGCACUGCUGCCACACCAACCAGUAGAAUUGACUUUGUCUCCGGAGGGGAAUUAGAAAACACAUUUAACUGAUGUGAUCACGCACAUCUAGAUUUCCCCUUUUUCGCAGUUUUUUUUUUACCAUGCGCACAAACCCUAACGGACAGCAAUUAUUUGAGUUGGUAAAUAUUAAAGUUUUUGCCGAGUGGUUGAUUUUGAGCUGCCGAACAGCAACGGGAUAUCUCGGUAUAUGUGGUUGUCUUUACGCGCAUUGAAAGAAGUUGAAUGUGAUGAUCGCAAGACUUUAUAAUUUACUUAAAGGAAAGGACGUAUAAUUAAUCAUCCACGGAACAACAGCCAGACGUGUCUCCUUUUUUGGAUUAUUCGGGAGAAAACUGAAUAUAAUUUUCAAACCAUGGACUUUGUGGUGAGCGCACAUAACCUGGAACCAUUACAUUUUCGGAAUACUUACUAAAUGCCGGUCCUUUCACCAACUAUUCUAAGGUUUCACCGUUCAACUUUUUUUUUGUCACAUUCAUGGACAUAAACACAGCGUGUUACAGCAUCUUAAUUUGCCAGGGGAAACGCAAUUUCUGCGUUGUCCUUUAAGGCGAGCAUUUCCAACUGUUCUUUACCAGAGAGAUUAAAGAACGGAGAAUGAAUUCCUCUGCCACGCGGAGCCUUAUCUAUCUGCUGCUCUGCCUUAGCAGCAGCUGCUCAGCCAUUAGUUCCAUCGACCCAGACCGGCCAGGAGAGGGGAGAUGCCAGCAUAUAGUCAUCCCCUUGUGUAAAGACAUUGGCUACAACAUGACCAGGAUGCCCAAUCUAAUGGGGCACGAGGACCAGAACGAGGCCGCCAUAAAGUUGCACGAGUUCGCUCCGUUGAUAGAGUUCGGAUGUCACAGCCACCUGAAGUUCUUCCUGUGCUCGCUGUACGCUCCCAUGUGCACGGAGCAGGUGUCCACCCCGAUCCCGGCCUGCAGGGUGAUGUGCGAGCAGGCCAGGCUCAAGUGCUCCCCCAUCAUGGAGCAGUUUAACUUCCACUGGCCCGAAUCCCUCGACUGCUCCAGGCUACCCACCAAAAACGACCCCAACAACCUCUGCAUGGAGGCCCCCAACAACGGCUCGGACGAGUCCCCGAGAGGGUCGCACACCCAGACCCCCGACUUCCGGCCCCAAAGGCCCCUUAGCGGCCAGGACCUCCACACGAAAGACAGCAGCAGCAAGGAAACAUGCAGCAACCCCGGCAAGUUCCACUACGUCCAGAAGAGCGAGUCGUGCGCCCCCAAGUGUUACCCCAAAGUGGACGUGUACUGGAGCCAGGGAGACAAGCAGUUCUCCCUGGUCUGGAUGGCCGUGUGGUCCAUCCUCUGCUUCGUCUCCAGCUCCUUCACCGUGCUCACCUUCCUCAUCGACCCCCAGCGCUUCAAAUACCCCGAGCGCCCCAUCAUCUUCCUCUCCAUGUCCUACUGCGUCUACUCGGUGGGCUACCUCAUCCGCCUGUUUGUGGGGGCCGACAGCAUCGCCUGCGACAGGGACAGCGGCGUCCAGUACAUCAUCCAGGAGGGCCUGGAGUCCACCGGGUGCACCAUCGUCUUCCUCAUCCUCUACUACUUCGGUAUGGCCUCGUCCAUCUGGUGGGUGGUCCUCACCCUCACCUGGUUCCUGGCGGCCGGGAAGAAGUGGGGCCACGAGGCCAUCGAGGCCAAUAGCAGCUACUUCCACCUGGCGGCCUGGGCCAUCCCGGCGGUGAAGACCAUCAUGAUCCUGGUGAUGAGGAAGGUGGCGGGGGACGAGCUGACGGGGGUGUGCUACGUGGGCAGCAUGGACGUGAAGGCCCUGACGGGGUUCGUCCUCAUCCCCCUCUCCUGCUACCUCGUGGCGGGCACCUCCUUCCUGCUGUCGGGCUUCGUGGCGCUCUUCCACAUCCGCAAGAUCAUGAAGACAGAGGGCGAGAACACGGACAAGCUGGAGAAGCUGAUGGUGCGCAUCGGGGUGUUCUCCGUCCUCUACACUGUGCCCGCCACCUGCGUCAUCGCCUGCUACUUCUACGAGCGCCUCAACAUGGACUACUGGAGGGUCCUGGCCGGCGAGCAGAGGUGCGUGGACGGCGGCGGCAGCGGGCCCGAGUCGGAGGAGUGCGUCAUGAAGGGCUCCAUCCCGGCCGUGGAGAUCUUCAUGGUGAAGAUCUUCAUGCUGCUGGUGGUGGGCAUCACCAGCGGCAUGUGGAUCUGGACCUCCAAGACGCUGCAGUCGUGGCAGAACGUGUUCAGCCGGAAGCUGAGGAAGAACACGCGGAGGAAGGCCGCCAGCGUGUUCGCCAGCAGCGGGCCGUACCUCAAGCCUCACCCGGCCCUCAAAGGACACAACAGCAAGUACGAGCCUACCAGGCCGCCACCCACGUGCGUGUGAAGCGUCUCUCUCGGUGUCUGAAGCGUCUCUCUCGGUGUCUGAAGCGUCUCUCUCGGUGUCUGAAGCGUCUCUCUCGGUGUCUGAAGCGUCUCUCUCGGUGUCUGAAGCGUCUCUCUCGGUGUCUGAAGCGUCUCUCGGUGUGUGCCAAAACCCUUCUAAAAGCCCUUGUACCUAAAACCACAGACUUCAAACUCGAGAGAGAGAGAGAGAGAGAGAGAGAGACGACGUCGUUCGUAGUUUAAUUUAUGCAAACUUCGUUGAAGAUCGUGCAAUGUGACGAGUGUUAUUUGUUCUUACCUUGGAUCUCUCUCAAGCUACGAGGACGGCCUUUGUUUGGAAAAAACGACUACUCCCAGAGACAUCCUGUUGCAGAACUUUAAUAGAGAAAAUAACUUUUUGUUUUCCAAGACUAAGAAAGUGGAAUAAACCAUUUGGAUUGUGUCAUUGGAUUGCUUGAAUAAUGUGCAAUAGAUGUUUUUCUUUAGAGGCAAACAAAGACACUUGUACUGUAGCAACAGAUUACAGACUAUGAAAGGACUCCCGGGGGACAAUGGGAGCGAGAGAUGGGGCCUAGAGGGUUGUGUGGCUUUUUUAAUGGAAAUCAAGGCGGUGUCAUAGAUGUUUGAACUGAAGUGAGAGAGCAGCUGUGGAGAGAGACUCAGGACCUUACGGACUGUCUAUUGUGAAGCUAAUUCAUGCCAUAAAUAAAUCAACAAGCACUAGACAUCGCAAAAGUUAUUUGUACAGGCGGUUGAGUUUUUUUUGUUUUUUGUAUAUAUUUCUUAAAUGUCAUAUUUUAUAGAAAAUUAAUAAAACAUUCUAGUUUUGUGGUGGAAACUGGAAUUGUAUAUUA